AGACGCGGAAACGCUUGCCGCGCGGCAAAAGGCGACGAGAUAGCCAAUCAACUUGCAACUUUUCUGUUAGAACGGAAAAUUGAUUGGCUACCGCGUUGCCUUUUGCCGCACGACAAGCAUUUCCGCAUCCUGUGUGCAGAAGCCAUUAAUCAGUUGUGAUACUACAUACUUCUAAAGAAAACGACACAAAGAGAAUUCAAAAAUGUUUGAAAGUCGAAUGCAACCUAAUUUUAUAUGUUUAUAGAAAAUAGAGAAAAAAAAAAAUAUAUAUAUAUAAUAAAAUCAAUAUUAUAAGAAAACGUUUAUAAAAAAAUAAAGACAAAUCAAAACAAAAGCGAAAGCAGUAAAACUUUAAAUGGUUUUAAGAUCGAAGUGUGACAAUGGCUAAGAUAUUAAAUUUACUAAAGACGGUACGAAAUAAUUGGAAAAAGUCCGUGUUAGGAAUAGCAGCUUUCUCGUACGGAAUUUCGUACGGCAAACAAACAUACGAUGUGGAACAAUUAAUGCGUCAGUGUUGUGAAGAUGUAGCGAGAUAUGGAGACAUCUCUUGUUCCACAAAUGUCAGACCUCGCCAUGUAACUGUUAUUUUAAACCCUGCGGCCAAAAAAAGGAAGGCCAAAAAGUUAUUCGAGAAAUAUUGUGAGCCUCUAUUGCACUUAGCUGGUAUUUCAACAACUAUUGUCGAUAUACAAUCAGGAAGCCAUGCACGUAAUGUAAUAACAAAUCUAGAAACUCCUACAGAUGCUAUUAUUGUAGCUGGAGGAGAUGGUACUUUGUCAGAUGUUACAACUGGUUUAAUGAGGAAAUAUGAAUAUAAUCUUCAUUCUGUCAGACAAUGUCCCAUUGGUGUUUUACCAUUGGGAAGCACAAAUACAAUCGCAAGCAUGUUUUAUCAAGGGUAUAAAAAUUUAGCUGACAUACAUCACAUGAUCGAUGCAACAAUGGCAAUUAUUAAGAAUAAUCUCAAAACGAUAGAUGCUAUUGAAAUCAAAUUGCUGGAAAACGAUCCAGAAAAUCCUAUAAAACCGGUUUAUGCUAUAGCAGGCAUAAAAUGGGGAGUUUGGAGUGAUACGCAUGCCCAUAUUGAUAAAUAUUGGUAUUGGGGCUCCUUGCGCAAAUAUGCAGCUUACGUAUUCAGUGGUUACAAAUCAAAUUUAAAUUGGAAGUGCAAUGCAGUAAUGAAAUAUAGCAAUCCUUGCAAGGGAUGUUCAUAUUGUUAUUCCAAAGAGUUGUCUUAUAAUCAGUCUACGAAUUUGAAUAGAAGAUGGUGGCAUGCAUUUCUGCCAAAGAAGCAAACACUUGUCCCUGAUAAUCAUGUCGAUUAUAGUAAAGUAAUAAAUGAAGAUUGUGGCAUAUUUUAUGAGAGACCUAUUUCAACAACUGAAUUAUGCAUAACUACAGAAAAUGUAAUGAAUGUACCAGUUCAAUCAAUGCCUUCAUUAAAGAUAGCUUUAGGCCCAGAGAAUGUUAAUUAUACCACAUUUGUUAAGAAAGGAUGGAAACAAGAAAUGAACAAUGAAUUACCAGUAAAUGCGAUAUUAGAUGCAAAAGAUAUUGAAUUAUAUCCUGAAAUAAAAAAUAAUGAUCAAAUGUUUUACAUUGACCACGAGGAGUACGAGUUGAAGCCAAUUCAUAUUAAACUACUCCCACAAUCUAUAACAAUAUUUUGUCCCGAAUCGAAUAGAUAACAUAUGUAUUCGGUAAUUUAUAAAAACGAUUCAAAACUGUUUCGCAUUUAAUAUUCCAUAAUAUAUGCAGUAAUUUUUAAAUUAUUUAAAAACGAAAAAAAAAUAGAAAUAAUAAAAUGUCUCGUUGAUUAAAGUAUUAUGUAAAAAAAUUAUUUAAUGUUUUCUAUAAAAAAAUAAUUUAUUGUAGCAUACAAAAAAAUAUUUUGAUUAUAACCGUUCAUAAAUUUAAGUAAUACAUUUUUAAUCUGAUAUGACUACUUAGUAUAACGCUUAUACUAAAGAUUUGAUUACGUCAAAGUAUGUUUCCUUAAUAAUUUAAUUGUAUAGUUUUUUCUUAAAAACUGUACUAACUUUUCUUUAAAAACUGUGUUAAAUAGAUUAAAUACAUUAUUGUGAGU
Formica exsecta is the source of this 2086-nucleotide messenger RNA. It is a transcript of the gene Mulk, whose product is annotated as acylglycerol kinase, mitochondrial. The transcript is spliced from 8 exons. The record is from RefSeq and is a predicted model, not a curated record. Gene Ontology annotation, cellular component: mitochondrion; TIM22 mitochondrial import inner membrane insertion complex. Bases 381 to 1688 code for a protein of 435 amino acids. Gene Ontology annotation, molecular function: ceramide kinase activity; acylglycerol kinase activity; ATP-dependent diacylglycerol kinase activity. Gene Ontology annotation, biological process: protein insertion into mitochondrial inner membrane; ceramide biosynthetic process. NCBI's taxonomy places the organism in Eukaryota, Metazoa, Arthropoda, Insecta, Hymenoptera, Formicidae.